Messenger RNA from Glossina fuscipes, 1995 nucleotides. Its product is annotated as protein glass. The transcript is spliced from 5 exons. Gene Ontology annotation, molecular function: RNA polymerase II cis-regulatory region sequence-specific DNA binding; DNA-binding transcription factor activity, RNA polymerase II-specific. The coding region runs from base 376 to 1995 and encodes 539 amino acids. Lineage: Eukaryota; Metazoa; Arthropoda; Insecta; Diptera; Glossinidae. The record is from RefSeq and is a predicted model, not a curated record. Gene Ontology annotation, biological process: regulation of transcription by RNA polymerase II.
UAGUUGCUGUCUUUAGUUCGGUGUUGCAAGUUGCUCUUAGAUACACUUAAAUAUCAAAUUGUUUAGUCUUCUCAACUCGGUGCCGCGUAACGGUUCUCACUUUUAAACCUUACAACUUUGAAAACAUAAUUCCACAUUUACAUUUAAUAAGAAAUUAUUUUAAAUGAAAAAAAUUAUCUAAAAACGUAACGGCACAAAUCAGAUAUUCAGGAUUCGGAAGGAUUUUCUACAUUUAAAUGCAAAAUUCAAUGCAAAACAAGUUCUCACGUUGCAAGUUGUCCGAAAUCUACAAAUUACGAUGCAUAGAAGGGUUAAACCGAAAAAGCCGAGAAACUCAAUAAAACAUCAAACACAUUUUCUUAAAGGAGUCAUGUCAUGGGAUUGCUGCAUAACAGUUCCAAACUCUUGAAAAUAAUUCUGGAUUCUUUGGAAGAUCAAGAGGGUGGAGCUAUGUACAUAUCAUGCGAUGUCUCAAACGCAGGCCCCGCGGAACCAGAAACAGGAUAUGUUCCCAACAAUCCAUUGUUCGGUUUAACGUUGGACAGUCCGCAGCACGAGUGCGCCGCUUCCUCCUGUGUUGGGUGUUUGUCGUGUCAAGGUAAUACAGCCCUACCGGUAUCCUCACUGCCUACGAACGAUUUCGAUUGUGGCUCAUGCUUCGAUGCAGCCGUUGGUGAAGGUUCGUUCAACGUCUCUGGCUCUGUACAAAAUUGCACACAAGUGAACUUCAAUAGUGGGGAUAGUGAAGGAAACUGCGCCGCUAAUUACUGGUCUGCGGAUGAAAUGGCCUCAACGUUCCCAGGACUCUCACCUUUAGACAUCGAUCCAUUGCCCAGCUUAUUCCCAUUCUCUCCAUGUGGUACCUCUUAUAACUUUUCUGCAAAUCCACAUCAAGCUUCACUCUCGUACACCGUUCAUCCACAUCAAAUGUUGAUUUCGCCUAAUGCUCAUAACCAAACAUUAUCCGCUAACAUACAGUCCUCGCACGGCAACACUUUAAGCUCCACAGAUCAAGCAUGUUUUUAUGAGCCUCCUAACCCUGUCGCGUCAUCAUCAUCAACAAUGGUAAGUAACACCUGCAAUAACCAACAAAUGAGUGGCGUAGGAUCAGCAGCUAUGUAUCCCAGUAUGAGUGUAAACGUUAGCAUGAAUAUGACAAUGCAUGGAUAUGGGUCGGCGGACGGUUCUGUGCCAAUGCAAUGUUCCCAGUGGACUCCAGCUAACAGUUCAUCGUCAGUUAACGUUUUAUAUCCGCCGGUUUUGAGUCCUUCUCACUACCCCGCUGCCGCCACAUACUCAUUCACAGCGGAUUUCCGAGCACCACCAAUGCAAAGCAAUCACAACCCGGUUAUAUUACCAUCUCUUGCAGAGGCUGUGGAGAAGGUGCCUUCUUCAUCGCCUUCAUUGUCCCUUUCUGCUGCUAUCACUCCAAAAAGUUUCCACGCAAACACACAAAUGACUCAGGCUUAUUCUCUAAACACAAAAAGUCCAACUUCAUGCACACAAAUGCGUGACACAAAACCAAUAACAAACACCACCGCAACCACAAUUUCACCUAGCACGGCUCCCAUCAUUGCCGCGACUUUUGAUGAUGAAGAUAGCAAUGAUGAAGGAUCUGAUAGCAAACCUAACCUUUGUCGUUUGUGUGGAAAAACAUAUGCUCGGCCAAGCACAUUGAAAACCCACUUAAGAACGCAUUCUGGCGAACGGCCUUACCGUUGUCCCGAUUGCAAUAAAAGUUUUUCACAAGCCGCAAAUUUAACAGCUCAUGUACGCACACAUACAGGACAGAAACCUUUUCGCUGUCCUAUUUGUGAUAGACGUUUCUCACAAAGUUCCAGUGUCACCACGCACAUGAGAACCCAUUCAGGAGAACGCCCAUAUCGUUGCUCCUCGUGUAAAAAGUCGUUCUCGGACAGUUCAACUCUAACAAAACAUUUACGGAUCCAUAGUGGUGAGAAACCAUAUCAAUGUAAAUUAUGUUUACUGAGGUAA